This is a messenger RNA of Helicoverpa armigera (cotton bollworm), 3443 nucleotides long. RefSeq names its product AN1-type zinc finger protein 2A. Gene Ontology annotation, molecular function: zinc ion binding. The record is from RefSeq and is a predicted model, not a curated record. NCBI's taxonomy places the organism in Eukaryota, Metazoa, Arthropoda, Insecta, Lepidoptera, Noctuidae. Gene Ontology annotation, biological process: protein targeting to ER; proteasome-mediated ubiquitin-dependent protein catabolic process. Gene Ontology annotation, cellular component: endoplasmic reticulum; cytoplasm.
CUUUCUGGUAAUCUGGUUGUCAGAAGUGUCAGACAGACAGUCAGACGAUGACGAAUCAAAAAUACAUGUUAUAGUGUAAUUCUUUUGCAAUAACGUGAUAUAAAAACUGUUAGCAAAUCAUUGUCGUCAUCACUGUUAUUUCUCCAGUUCCAAGUUCAACAUUAUUAAAUUAAACAAUGGAGUUUCCUCAUAUUGGAAAGAAUUGUUCAUACAAAUCAUGCAACAAAUUGGACUUUUUGCCAUACAAAUGUGGAGCUUGUAAAGACGUGUUCUGUUCUGACCACUUUGCAUAUGCAAAGCAUGAAUGUCCUGAGCCCAACACUCGCGACGUCCAAGUUCCUGACUGUCCCCUUUGUGGGAAACCAGUACCGGGCAGAAGAGGAGAACCCCCGGAUGUGGCUGUGGGGGCCCAUAUUGAUAACCAAUGUACCUCAGACCCAGCUAAGGAGAGGCGGAAAAAAGUAUUUACAAACCGGUGUGCAUUCAAGGGCUGUAACAAAGAGAUGGUGCCACUUGUGUGUAGCGAGUGUACAUUAAACUUUUGUUUGCGACAUCGACACAGUACGGACCACGCAUGUGAAGGCAGACUGGCUGCCAAGAGAAGACAAGCAGCUGAAGCGGCAAUGGCUCGUAUGAAAGCAGCGGAGAAUCGUGUAAAUGUGAACAGAACUCCAAUAGCUGCACCAGUUAGUUCAUUCUCAGAAGUACAAGGAAACAUGACUGAAGACGAGGCGUUAGCACAUGCUUUAGCGCUCUCCUUACAAGAAGAGAAUGGCAGCCUACAUUCCCGAGACAACGCCUUUGCUCGCGCCUUAACGCGGACGCGAGUAGGCGGCGAACAGAACUCCAGGUGUUCCGUAUCUUAGCAACGUACAAACAACACUUUAAAAAUAAACACGCACUAGACAAACUAGAGGCUUUAAAAUUAACGAUGACUUUUUUUCAUAAUUAUACUCUUCUGUCUUGCACCGCAAACGGGCGUUCCCAAUAUUCUAUGUAUCUGUUGAUUUGCUUGCUCAUCAUCAUCUAGACAUUCCUAGAGACAGAAUUUGGCAAUUUCCUAUCUCUAGUAAGCAAAACAGUAGAUAGAUAAAAUAUUAAAAACGGCCGUGAGUUGCCAACAACAGUUUGCAAGAAAAAGAAACUCGCAAGGCCCUCGUUAAUGGGUUUGUGUACCAACGUUUUGUCGUCACACUUCGUGUAUUUGCUUCAGGCGAGCCUAUUUGACACGUCGUGGUUCACAUAACACGCGUUAUGAAUAUUAUUUGCACCAUUUAACUAUAACGAUGACUGAGCCAUUUUCAGUUGACCGAUUUGAUCAAAUUUAAUGAAGCUGAUUAUAGCUAUAGUUACAUGAAAUGGGUGAGUUGCACCUCACCUUCAGUGUACGAGACUGAAGUAUGAAGGUUAGUUCCAUCGAAUUUAUUAUCUUACAUCAUUUUCCACGCCUCUUGUACCUAUAGUUUGUCGUUCUAAAAUAUAUAAACGUAAUUAAAAUGAAUAUUACAAUAUUAGACAAGUGUCCUUAUAAUUCGUUUAUAGCAUAAUUACUUCAAGACAUAGCCAGUAGACUUAGCGAAGUAACCUGUCAGCUAUAAGUAAAUAUUAUUGUUAUUAUCAUAACUCUCACUAAUCCUCAAUAUUAAACACUAAAAAAGACUAAUUAUUAAAUAAGAUUUGAAAAGUUGUUUUCUUAUCCCAUAUCUGUUGCGCUACGACGAAAUUAGUUAUACGCAAAAUCUAACGCACAUGAGGUUAAAAGGCGAAAACUAUUUGAAAGGAGUUAUACUUAUUAUAGAGAAUGAUGCUCGAUUUGAAAAGUUGUUUUCCAUUAGCUGCUGCUUUAGAGGAAAUAAUUAAAAUAAUGGUAUAUGUAUACCUACUUAUUCUACAUAUCUCUUCGGGAUUGACGGUAAAGAAUAGUAUUUAUUUAGACACCUAUUAUUCUUGUGAUUACAACGGUAAGUUAAAUCAAAAAAUUUGUAAAUAUGACCAGUCCUAAAGCAGUUGUAUAUUUUUUAUUAUUAUAUGUUUCACGUUUUGUUUACCAUGAAGUUUCUUUUAUUUGAGCUAUUAUAACUGGCUGAGACAAUUAUAUUAUUCGUGAUAAUGUAGGUAGGUGCAUGUGACAACGGUAAUACAUACUACCAUCAAAAAGUAAUUAGGACAAAACAACAGACUUACGCCAUUUUUAUUUAUGAAGAAUGUAGGUAUAUCAUGGGAUUUGGUGACACAAUAUAGUCGCUCAUACCUAAAAUUGAGUUCUGCGCAGGGACUCUUGCAAUAUUCACAACUACAAUCUACUUUGAGAUAGGUACAAUAACUAACUUUUAGUGUUACGUAUCAGCUUAAAGAAUAUGGUGUAUAGCAUUUAGUUAAUCACAUCAUAACUGCCAAUGUUCCGUCCAGGAUUUGGAGGAAAGUUGGUAAAGGUGCCUACACGGUGCAGGUAGAUUGGGCAUUUUGAGGCACAUGCGCAGGUUACAUGCAUUUUAAAAACUAGCGCAUGUGCCAAACCAAAAUACCCACUCGUGUGCUCUGUUGCGUGUGCGCGGAUCACUUGCUCCAGCUACAUGCACCGUGUAGACUUACCCUAAGGAGGUUUUUCAAUUGCAUGUCUGUAAUAUCACAAUGUAACGAAUUGAAUGGCUAUGGUUUGUUACUCAUACCAUCAUUGAAGACUAGUUAAGAAAUUGUAUUUGAAUUGACUGUAUAACACGAAGAAUAUAUUUUUGGGAUACAUAACUACUUGUUAUAAUAUCGGAGAGCACGUAAAUGUCGGUCCUGCGCCUUAUCUCUCUCCAGUCGUGUCGGAUUGCCGUCCCAUCGGGCUAUGAGAGUGAAGGAAUAGUGAGUGCACCUGUGUCUGCGCAAAUGCUUGUGCACUAUAAUAGCCGAUAAUCGGCUAGGAGGACAUCAUAAUAUAGGUGUCAUUGGUUUAUAUAAUUAAAUGUCUGUUUUGUGACUUUGUUGUUGAAUUAACCUUUUGAACGCCAAUGUCGGCUAUAGCCGACAUGAGCAAGCGUGCCCUGUGCGCCAACGACGGCUAUACUCGACAAAAAACAGGUCGCAGAAAAAUACAAAAUAAACCUAUUAAAUCAUUACUUUUAUGUUUUUAUUAAUUAAUUAUAUUAAUUAAGAUUUUCGGGCUUGGCGUACAGGGCAUAGGAAUACCGAUAUGGCGUGGCGGUGAAAAGGUUGUACUGUGUUUGUAAAACUGUUAUUUAGGUACCUAUCUACCAAGUAUGAAAUGUUUAAUUAUUGUAUUGAAAGACUAGGUACAUAUUAUAACUAAUGUCACUCAAUUUUGAGUAGUACUUGUUAUAAUUUGCAUGUUGAACUUAUUGAAUUUGUCGAACUUAAAAUUGAGUGACAUUUCAAUAUUGAUUUGUGAAAACUUGCUUAGCAAAAGACAUCAAAAUAAAUACUUGUUUACAAACUUA